AUGAGGCACUUCGGUCUUCUGCGAUUGCUCGCCUUUGCGCUGCUGUUCGUUGGCCUCGUUGCUGCUUGGUCGAAAGAAGUCCUGAUACACACUCCUACAUCAAUUGGCCGUAUAUUGAUCCGAUUCUGGACAGAUUUCCUUGGAGUCAAGCCCAAUGCUGGCCAGAGCGAGAUCGUCAAGGCAUAUCGCAAGAAAUCCAAACAGUUGCACCCCGACAAAGUUAAGCGCGCUUUCAUCGCCAACUACGGCCGCUCGCGCAAGGCCAAAACUGGCUCUAAACCAGGAGUCCGUGUCUCCAAGGGACCUACAGACCGUGAGAUUGAAAAGGCGCACAAGCUCGCCACUCAGCAGUUUGCUCGCCUGGGUUUGAUUGCAGACAUUCUCAAGGGCCCCGGCCGUGAGCGAUAUGAUCACUUCUUGAACAAUGGAUUCCCUGCUUGGAAGGGUACUGGAUACUACUAUAACCGGUUCCGCCCUGGACUGGGCUCUGUGCUAUUUGGAUUGUUCCUUGCCUUUGGUGGAGCUGCUCAUUACGCUGCCCUUGUCCUAAGCUGGAAACGACAGAGGCAGUUCGUGCGACGUUAUGUCAGACAGGCUCGCCGUGCAGCUUGGGGUGACGACUUCAGUGUUCCGGGCGUUUCAAAUAUUGGUGAGAGUUCUGCGGAUUCUAGAGGACAUUCCACCGCUGCUUCUUCGGGGGAGAAUGCAGGUGACGAAGGUGCUGCCCCCGUUCCAGUUAACCGCCGCCAAAAGCGCAUGAUGGAGCGGGACAGUCGCAAAGAAGGCAAAAAACCAGUUAAAGCAGCUAAGGCGAAAUCAUCUGUUAACCGUGAAGACUCUUCUGCUCCUGGAUCCGGCACUGCGACACCUGCGGGUGUUGAGACUAGAAACCGGAAACGUGUUAUUGCAGAGAAUGGAAAGGUCCUGUUGGUCGAUUCCUCGGGUGACGUGUAUCUUGUUGAAGAAAAUGAGGAUGGUGUCAAGGAGGAGUUCCUCCUUGACGUUGACGAAAUUCCCAAGCCCACCUUCCGUGACACCAUGGUCUGCAGACUUCCCAUCUGGAUAUAUGAGAAGACUGUUGGACGAGUUGUUGGCGCCGUUCCUGACUCUACAGCAAACGAUAUGCCUGAACAGACCGAGGAGGAGGAAGUUGUGCCUCAAGAGGAAGAGAGAACCUCUUCCAUUACCCAGAAGAAGAAGAAAGGUAGAAGGGGUUGA
Trichophyton benhamiae CBS 112371 is the source of this 1218-nucleotide messenger RNA. RefSeq lists its product as uncharacterized. The coding region runs from base 1 to 1218 and encodes 405 amino acids. Gene Ontology annotation, cellular component: endomembrane system. The record is from RefSeq and is a predicted model, not a curated record. The transcript has 2 exons. NCBI's taxonomy places the organism in Eukaryota, Fungi, Ascomycota, Eurotiomycetes, Onygenales, Arthrodermataceae.